AUGCCAGCAGUUGCGGGAACGACGGCGCCCGCGCCGCAGCAACAAGUGCCGCAGUACGCGCACUGGCAAUUUCCCACGAUACCAAACGGCAGUCCAGCCCCGUUUCCUUUGGCCGGUCACUGCGGAAACUCCCAUGCAGGUGCGGGCUUUCCGCCGUUACCUGAGCCGUGUUGCCCGAUCAAUCCUGGAUUCGCAGUAGCGCCUAUUACCGCUCGCGGGCCCGAUUCUUCCCCUUCUAUACACGGGCGGGGAACUGGACACGCCAUUGGGCACGAGGCGGCGCGUCCGGGUGCAGCGUAUGGAGCAGCGCAUGGGGCCGCGCACGGGGGAGUUCACGGGACUGGCGUGUUUCACCCUCGAGCCGCGGCUGUACAGAAUCAGUUCGCGGCGGCGCGCUUCGCGAUGGCACCCGCGAACCUGAUAUGCGGCGCGGGGCAGAGCGGCGCGGCCAUGUACCUGCCUGCGCGGCUGGUUCACAUGUUCGGGCUGCACGCUGAUGCACACAAUAACGUGCUUGUGGGGCGCCCUAGACCAGCUGCUGCCGCUGCCGCUACUGCUCCAGCAGCUGCUGGCGACGGUGGUGCUGCUGUUGUUACUGAUGGGACUCUUCAUGCUGGUGCUAAUAAAGUGAGACGUGAUUACGACGAGGGGCAUGGGUUGAUUGGAUUGGUGGAAGCAGCAGGUGGUGGUGGGGAAGAGCGUGUGUGGAGGCCAAACGGUGCUGCUCGCGAAUUCACCAUUAUUGUUAUUCCCCCGACACCACAUCACACAACGCGCCUCGCUUUGCCUACUCUACUUUUCGACAGCUUACUUGGCAAGGGGGAGCAGCCUCAGGGCAGUCGUAGACGGAACAAGUGGGAUCCCCGUUGCAGAAGAGCGGGAGUAGGGGGAGAGGGAGGGGGAGUAGUGAAAAUUCGGGGCCGCACACCUGCCCUCCUCCGUACUUCUCCCCUCACUACCAGCUCUCCACUCGCGCAACCUCCGCUUCCCCUCGCCUCCUCCUACUCCUCCCCCUUCUCCAAUCCCACACACCUCCUUCACUCUCCUCCCCACGCUCAUCCCUCCGCAUCCGCGCCCUCCGCGUCUCGUUCACUCCGCCUGUCCGCGGCAAUGAAUCCGAACGCCAACCACCCGGGGUACCGCGCGCGCGUUCCCCCCGGGCCGGGGCAGGAGUCGGUGUGGGACUACCCGCGCCCGCCGCGCGUGGAGCGCGUGGGGAAGCGCGUGCAGGUGGAGGUGGGCGGCGUGAUGCUGGCGGACAGUGAGAAUGCAUGGCGCGUGCUGGAGACGAGUCACCCCCCGGUGUACUACAUCCCUCAGGAGGACAUUCAGAUGCAGUACGUGCAGCGGGAGGACGCAGCGUCGUCCUUCUGCGAGUGGAAGGGCGCAGCCACAUACUGGACCGUCACCAUUCCCCAGGCGUCCAAGCAUCUGCCGCGCUGUGCAUGGAGCUACGAGCGCCCCACGCCCCUCUUCCAGCCCAUAACAUCGCACCUGGCCUUCUACUGCGCGCCUAUGGACGCCUGCCGUGUGGGUGGUGAACUCGCAGAGCCACAGCCAGGGGGGUUCUAUGGCGGGUGGGUGACCAAGGACAUUGUGGGGCCAUUCAAAGGCGGGCCAGGGUCGUGGGGGUGGUGA
Closterium sp. Naga37s-1 is the source of this 1638-nucleotide messenger RNA. NCBI's taxonomy places the organism in Eukaryota, Viridiplantae, Streptophyta, Zygnematophyceae, Desmidiales, Closteriaceae. The record is from the annotation of a GenBank genome assembly.